Molecule: messenger RNA, 1036 nt
Organism: Eucalyptus grandis
Lineage: Eukaryota; Viridiplantae; Streptophyta; Magnoliopsida; Myrtales; Myrtaceae
Product: cytosolic sulfotransferase 15
Exons: 2
Coding region: 1-888 (295 amino acids)
Biological process (GO): sulfation
Cellular component (GO): cytoplasm
Molecular function (GO): sulfotransferase activity
Source: RefSeq, a predicted model, not a curated record
AUGGCACACCAGCAACUUUGUUCGCAGUCCGCCAUAGCAGGUACUGAAGAGCAUGAUCGGAAGGAGACUGAUGAACUCAUUGCUUCACUUCCCCAAAGGAAAGGCGCGCCCAAAUCAGGGACCACCUGGCUAAAGGCCCUAGUGUUCUCCGUCGUUAACCGCUCCCGCUUCGGCAUCUCCAACACGCCCUUGCUCACUUCGAACCCCCAUGAACUCGUUCCAUUCUUCGAGUUCCAGCUGUACGGAAGUAAACUGAGGCCCAACCUUGCUGGCCUGGCAGAGCCGAGGCUCUUCGCAACGCACAUCCCUUACCCAUCCUUGCCGGAGUGCAUCAAGCAGUCUGACUGCCGAAUCAUUUACAUUUGCCGGAACCCGUUGGACACCGUGGUUUCCUCUUGGCAUUUCUUCCUUGAGAAGGCGCAAUUAGAAGACCAGCCAGAGUGGUCAUUGGAAGAGCAUUUCGAGACCUAUUGCCAAGGGACAAUCUCGUUCGGGCUCUUUUGGGAUCACAUCAUGGGGUAUUGGAAGAUGAGCUUGGAGUGGCCAUCCAAGGUGUUGUUCCUCAAGUAUGAGGACCUAAAGGAGGAUACUAUAGUACACCUGAAGAGGGUGGCCGAGUUUGUGGGUCUUCCCUUUACUGAGGAGGAAGAGGAGGCAGGUGUGAUUGAAGAGAUAGCCAAAAUGUGUAGCUUGAAGACCCUAAAGGACCUAGAGGUCAACAAAUCCGACAAAGUAGCCUUGACGAUCGAGUUCGAGAAGAGAAGCUUUUUUAGGAAAGGGGAGGUGGGUGAUUGGGUUAACCAUCUCACUCCUUCCAUGGUGGAUCGCCCCAAUAGCAUCAUCCAAGAAAAGAUGAACCCCUUUGGGUUGGAAUUCAAAACGUGUUGAGCGUUAAAUACUUUCACUUUCUCUACUUGUGUCACUAGAAAUAAGUGAAAUUAAUAAUGGAUCUGCAAUCUUCCUUAUUGGUGUAGUAUAGAGAACUCAAGAAUCCUUGACUUCUCUGUCGCAAGAGACGAAACAAGUAUUUGAAGCU